CUCUCGGCAGCGGCAGUUGUCAUGGAGAUUGACUUGGGCCCGGCGUCGUCUCCUGGUACCGUUGCCAUGGGGACUCGGGUCCGGAAUUCGCUUUCCGCGGUCGAGGAGGAUGAGGGCGAGGAGACGCACCGACACCGCAGCAAACACCGCGGAAACUUCUCCAUGCUCAUAGUGAUCGGGGACAUUGGCACCGACCACCAGCUGCAGAUCGCCAAACAGCACAUUGAGCGCGGGAUCCGCUCCUGGAACAUUAGCCUGGAAGAAUGUGAUUUGGACCAACAGCUUCAGCUCUUCAUAUUUAGACACUCCGCCCAGUUUUCUGCAGAGGUCAAAGGGCAAAGGACUCUACACCACAGAAGUGAUGUACUUGAAACAGUUGUUUUAGUGAAUCCAUCAGAAGAUACAGUACUUUCCGAGAUCCAGUCUCUUGUGUCCAACCCAGCUGUGCACAAACUACUGGUCCUGAGUGGGCAGAACUCGGACCAAGGUGACCUGGUUCUUCAAACUGGGGUGUUUACUCAUCAAGCUGUUUCACGUGUCUUGGCUGAUCCUGGGGUUGUUAGCCAGCUGGAAAAAGCUGUCGCAGGGCAGCAGGCAACUCUCACUGUGUCCUGCCGAGCUGAGGCAGGUUGGACAUCACUGGGACAGCAUUUGAGGGAGGUUAUGGACUUCAAAUUGAAUCCAGAGCCCAUACUCCCCAAAAUGGAAGGUGUCACAGAGUUCACAGAAUACGUUUCUGAGACUGUAGAUGUCCCAUCCCCAUUUGAUUUGCUUGAGCCACCCACAUCUGGAGGAUUCCUUAAGCUAUCCAAGCCUUGCUGUUACAUCUUCCCUGGUGGUAGAGGUGACUCUGCUCUGUUUGCAGUCAAUGGCUUCAAUAUUCUGAUUGACGGUGGCUCUGAGAGAAGGUCAUGCUUCUGGAAGCUAGUGAGACACUUGGAUCGUAUUGAUUCCAUUCUUCUCACCCACAUUGGUGCUGACAACCUCCCUGGUAUAAAUGGACUGCUUCAACGGAAGAUAGCAGAGCAAGAGGAAGAGCAAUCACAAGGCUCAACUACCUAUAGUGACUGGAUGAAGAACCUCAUCUCACCAGAGCUUGGAGUUGUGUUUUUCAAUGUACCAGAGAAGUUGCGUACAUCUGAAUCAAACUUAAAAGUCAAGAGAAGUAUUGAAGAGGCAUCUCUAACAUUGCAGUACCUUGACAAGCUUGGAAUGACACCUGAACCUCUCUUCAGAGUAGUUAGUAAUACAAUUGAACCUAUCACUCUUUUUCACAAGAUGGGUGUGGGCAGGUUAGAAAUGUUUGUCCUAAAUCCUGUGAAAGACAGUAAGGAAAUGCAGUUUCUUAUGCAGAAAUGGGCUGGUAACAGCAAAGCAAAAACGGGGAUUGUUCUGCCCAAUGGAAAGGAAGGAGAAAUAUCUGUGCCAUACUUAACAUCCAUUACAGCUCUUGUGGUAUGGCUUCCUGCCAGCCCAACAGAGAAGAUUGUUAGAGUUCUGUUCCCUGGCAAUGCUCCACAGAACAAAAUUCUUGAGGGGCUUGAAAAGCUAAAACAUCUGGACUUUUUGCGAUAUCCAGUGGCUACACAAAAGGACAUUGCUUCAGGGGUCUCACCCUCUGUUAUAAAACAGCCCAAAUUAAAGCAAAGGGCUGAAAGCAAAGAAAGUCUUAAGUCAUCUCCCAAAACACACACACCUACCAAGAUUGUAAAGAAGGAAGCUGAAGAAGAAGACACAUCUAUUGUUGAGACAAAGACUGAAACUGUCAAGGAGAUCAAAACUGAGAAGAAAGAGGAGAAAAAACACACCAGACCAUUAAAACCAAAGACCGAGGUAACAGAAAAGAAAAAGUUAUUAAAGGAGAAAUCGAUUAAAAAAUACACCAAAGAAAGAGCAACAAAAAUGGAUGAGAAAAAGGACAAGGAAAAGAAAGAAAUCAAGAAAGAUAAACAUGAGCUAAAAAAAGAUGACUCUGUGAAAAAAGAUGAGAAAAAAAUGAAGAGCAAAGACGUUUCAAAACCAGAACUGAGGAAAAUAACCAAACCUGAUCUAAAACCCUUCACACCAGAAGUCAGAAAGACUCUUCACAAGGCAAAAACUCAAGGGAAACCCAAAACAAUUAAGAGCAAGACUACUAAGGUAGAGCCUAUUGCAGAACCAGUUUCCAAGGAAGCUGAGUCUAAAACUCAAGAGAGUGAGGCUGAGGUUAAAUCUGUUCCCUCAACUCCAGAAGAUCUGACAAAAGACUUUGAGGAGCUCAGAGAAAAUGGCAUUCAUAUAGAUCACGACCAUGCACCUGAAAAAGAAUUGGUAGAAGAAGAACAUGGACCAAUUGCUGACACUACUGCUGAGACAGAGGAGGUCAUUGAUUCUCAGACUGCAAGAGAACUGCAGGAACCCUGCACUCAAGAUAAGGAUGAAGCACUAGCAACAACAGUGAUCAAAGGAGAACCCGAGAAAUCUGCAGAUGAGUGCCAGGUAGAAGAGGGUGAUAAAUUUGAAGAUGAAGGGACUGCUAUAGAGGAUGAAGAGGAGGAAGAGGAAGAAGUGUUGACAACUGAGAAGAAGACAGUAGAAGAGGAAGAAGAUAUGGGAUUAGGGGAUGAAGAAGAUGAAGCGAUGGUAAAGGAUGCUAAAGAUAUGGAGGGAUUUGACAGAAAACAUGAAGUUGAGGAAAUGGAAAAACACAAAAGCAGGGAAGAGCUUACAGAAAUAUCAAAGACGGAAAUUGAGGAAGAGCAAAUUGAAGAUGAAUAUGUCAUUGAAAAAGCAGAGCUGGAAGAAGCAGAAGAUUUGGAUGCCAUUGCAGAUGAAGAAAUCAAAGAUGUUGUUGAUGAAAAAGUUAUAAAGGAAUGGGAGUACAAAGCAGCGGAGGAUACUCAUGCAGCCAAAGAGGAAGACAUUGCAUCUGCAGUUCAAGGAGCUGCUGCAGCAGAGAGUUUAUCCUAUAUUCAAGAUGAGACUAUACCUGGUUACUCAGAAACUGAGCAGACAAUCUCGGACGAAGAGAUCCACGAGGAAGCAGAGGAUAGAAUACACCACCUUCAAUAUGAGGUCAGCACAUAUGAUGUCUCAGUACCAGAUAAACCAGGGUCAUUUGAUGCAAUCCAUGGCAUGAAGGAGAUGCAAGCAUUGGGUGAUGAAACGGCUAAAUCAUUUAUGUGUGUCCAAGAACCUGCUAUUUCUCUGUACACCAGCAUAAUUGCUGCUCCACUGGCAGAGGAGGAACAUGUUUCUUCGGCAACAUCCAUCACUGAGUAUGAAAAAGUGUCCUCUUUGCCCACCUCUGUUACUGAGGAUCAUUCGGUGACAUCUGUCACAGCACCUCAGACUGAAGACACUGGAAAAAGCUCACUAGAUUUGGACACAGUAAACAUUGUACCUCCAAUAACACAAACAGAGGCUACUCAAGGAAAAGACUACUUAUACUCUGCUGGAACCAUCUCUCCAACAUCCUCCCUGGAGGAAGACAAAUGCUUCAAAUCACCUCCAUCAGAGGAAUGUCCACCACUUCCCCUUGAGGGGAAAACAGAAGAACUCGAUACUAUUGUUCACCACGAUGAAGAUGAGGAGGAUGAGUAUGAAGAUCAAACACCAAACGUGGACAUUUCUCUUGGAAAACUACAAGAAGGAUAUGCUGUUUCCCAACAACUGGAAGAGAAAUCCAAAGAAAGUGACAAGCCCAAGAGCCCUGAGCCUGUUGCUUUGGAGUCCACACUAGACAAAAAAACACUGUCCUCUCCUGAACCAGGUGAAAGAACAGUUUCACCAAUUAGAGACGACAUCAUUUCUAAACCAGUAGUUUCAGAUUUAGGUCUUUUUCCAGAGACUGAAGAUCGAUGCUUCAGUCCAGAUGACAGCACUGUGAAAAUGGCCUCUCCUACUCAAUCUGGACCACCUAGUGCCACUCACUCCCCUCUUCGUCUCUCACCAGUGGAAGAUAAAGUCAAGGUGUUCCCUGAACCGUUGCAGCAAGAACAGGAAAAACUAGGUUUCCCCUUAGAGCUUAAAACUGAUAAAAGUGAAAAACAAAGAAUACAUACUGACGAGGCAGAUGAAUACAAAUCAGAGAAAUCAGACACCUUUGCAGUAACUGAUAAAAAAGAAUUACAGAAUCAGGAACAGAAGGAACAGUCUUUGGUGAAAGAGGAGGAUGAAUCUAAGGACACAAAGUUGUCCACCACUGUAACAGCUCCACAGACAGCAAAGGAGGAGAUUUCUUCACUGAAAAUGGAAGAUUUAGCAGCAGAUCGUGAUGUAAUCAAAGGAGACGCAAAGGCAAGUGGAGAUGGUGAGGAUAAAUAUCACGCCUUUUUCCAAGAUAAAACCGCAGAAGAAGGAGAAAGUGUGUCUCUUGAUAUUCGUAAUCAAAUGAUUGAAACACUUAAAGAUGAGAAAAAAGAAAAAGAAAAGGAGCUUUAUGAAGAUGAAAAAGAAAAGGAGGAGAAACAAGAAGAUUAUAAGCAAAUAUCUCUCCCAGAAAUAGAAAAAGACACAGAUGUAUCAGUAUUAGAAUCAAAAGAAAAACAGAUAGAACAGCAGCAAUCUAUAAUAUCAGGAUCAGAGAAAAUAGGUCUGCUUCCUAAAGAGGAUGAGGUGUCUCACAAAGUGUGUGACAAGACAGUAAGCGACACUAAACAAGAUAAAGAAUCUAAAGAUAAAGCUAAGCAUGAUAUGGAACUUCAGUCUCAAGUUAUAGAGUCAAAACCAGAAAUGUCUGACUUCCCUAUCAAACUGGAAAGUGAAACGAAAGAGACGGAUGUGAUCAAUGAACAAGCUAAAGACUUACAAGUAUUAUCACAUACACCAGUUGAAAAAUUGGAUGAAUCUUUUCCACAAGAUGAAAAUAAGGAGCAAACUAAUGGUGUAUUGAUAGCAUCAGAAAAAAUGGAUAAAUUAGAUGAGAUAAAGGACAAAAAAUUAGAAGGUACUGAAACUGUACUACUGCAAUCCACUUUAAAAGAUGUUGAACUAUGUAAAGAAACAGAGAAAGCAUCAAAGACGCAACAUUUAACUUUGGAAACAGCAGACAUAACCUCUAAAGGAGGUGUGGAUGAGAGUCAUUCCCAGACUCCCAUCGAGUCAUCAUUUCUAGAAGACAAAACAAAACUGGAAGAAGAAUGCAAAGAAAAGACCAAGGAAGACUUGAGCUCUGAAAUACAGCAUCCAGACUCAUUGAAACAUGUUUCUCCAAUAACAGAUAAACAUGUAGUGGAGACUGAGACAAUUAUAGGAGUAAAAGAUACAAUAGUAGUAUCAAAACAAGUUCAAGAAUCUAAAGAAGACCAAGUAGAACAAAUACGUACUCUGGAUGAUACACAGUUUUCACACAAAAGUAAGGAGGACGCUACAGAGAAACCUGUGGAUGAGAAAAUGGAAGCUAAAGAUGAACAUAUAACAGACAGACAGCCUGAAGACUUCCAGGUACCCUUAGAGGAAAAACCCUUAGUGGUGAAAGAGGACCAACUGUCUAAACAUAAGGAGGAAUUAGGGACGCAGCUUAAAUCUGACAUAACAUGCAAACAUGAAGAAUCCUCAGAGAAACACGAAGAGGAAUCACAAACUAUAGCAAAUCUUAGUUCAGAACAGACAGUAAUACUUCCCAAAGCAGACAAAUCAGAUCAAUCUAAAGAUGAAAAACUAAGCGUAUCUGAAGCAGCAACUGAUAAAGAUAAGACCAAGGAAGAUAUUACACUAACAGAAUCAGUCACAAGAAAAGAUGAUGUUUCCCCAAAAGCUGAUCACGAGCCCAAGGAUAAAGGUACAGAAGAUUCCAAGUCCAAAGCUUUUGAACUUAUUUCUGAGAAAAAUGAUUUAUCAGACAAAGAAGAUCAGUACUCUAAAGAAAAACAAGAGAUUCAAAUAGAAGAAGUUCAUAUACCAACGCCCACUUCAGAAAGAACCUGUGUAACUGACAAAGAUCAAGACAAAGAUCAAGAAACUAAAGAGAUACACACAGAAGACAGCAAAACAAAAACUUGUGAAUCAUCUUCUCAAAGGACAGUCUCUCCAAAACCUGAAUUGGAAUCCAAAGAAAGUCCCAUCACAUCAUUAUCUGAGAACAUUUCUUUAUAUGGAUCAGAUAAAAUAAUGGAUUCAAAACAUGAUUUACCAAUUAGAGAAGAAAUAACCUGCAAACCAGAUAGCUCCAAACCUGUGAUCCCAGCACCACUUUAUCAAGAGCCCGAGAAAUCAACUGUAGAAGGAGCCAAACGAAUUUCUGUGUCAAGCUCAGAGACAGAAGAUUUGGAAGAUCAGACAGAUCUUAUAUACAGAGCACAACAGUACAGAGAUGACCAACACCUGUCAAUGUUUGAAACGGAGACCUUCAUGUCAGUUUCAGAGAAAACAGACAUUGGUGCUAAGCUGAAUUUAGAGUAUAAAGAAAAGUGUCUUGAAGACAUUAAAACUGGAGCUUUAUUUUUAGCAAUGGAAACUACAGAGAGUAGCAUAAAAACAUUAGGUUCUGAAUUUCCAACCAAGUACUCAGAUAAUGAAGAAAGUACUGAAGAAGAUGAAGGCGAUGCUGUCUGCAUGGGGGGUGCAGGUUCAAGACCAUUGUCAGUAGAACCACGGGUCUUAGAGGAAAAAAAGGAAUGUUUUACCGAACAAAUCCCAUCUACAGCAGACACAAUAAAAGAUGAAUUGGCAACAAAGAUAGAUGACAAAAAUGUAUUAAAGGAUUUAAAUAAGAUUUCACCAGAGUUAGAAAAAGAGAGCAAGGAGCCCAAGACCACAUCUAUUUUGAUAUCUCCUUCAGAACAUACUAUGGCAUCAACACUCAUACAAUCCACUCCUGCGUCCAGUGAGGCAAGUGUUGAGGAGUUCGAAAAACCUGAAACACUGGCUUACUCAACAGACAUUUGUAAACCUGAGAAGGAAGUGCAGAGAGAGAUGGAAAGAGAGCGAGAGAUUGUCUCUCCAGUAUUAGAAACAUCCUUGUCAUGUUUUAACAAAGUGGACAGUCUUGAAAAGACUGCUGAUGAUAAGAUAAAAACAGAAAAAGAGAAAAUGGAUGACAGCAGCACCUACCAACCAGAAAAAUUGAGCUAUGAAGCUUCUAAAUAUGAGCCAUAUGAAAAACCAGUCUCAGAGGAUCUUGAGAAGGAUAAAGAGGACAAAGACAAAUUUACUAAAACGAACCUUGACAUAAAUGUAGGUGACACUAGAAGGGCUAGCCAGGCAUCUCUGCAGGGAGCUGCAUGCCAAAUAGAUGAACAAAGUGAUGAGGAACCAGUAUCAUUCAGCAAGGUUGACUAUGAUAUGUCUUUCUCAGAGAUGAAGACUAGUGUCCUUACUGGACCUAGUACCUGCUUUGAGCAAGAUAAUAAGGUGAGUUACCAAGAAGAAGAAGAUGUGGACAAGAGUUCUGACAGCAAAACCACCCCUGUAGCUGCAUCAAGUUCUUUUUCUUCCAGAGAAGUUCAAGACAAAUCAGAGAAAUUAGAAAGAGAAGAGAAAGAGAAAGAGAAGAAACCUGCCAAAGAGGACACAAGUUCUUGCUGUAGAGUAGAAGAAAAAGACCCUUGCUCUGAAUUGUCAUCAACAUUACCUUGUCCCUCGGCCUAUAGUCUGCCACAACCUGAAAAGUUAGACACUUGCUUAGAAAAGGAUGUAAAGAUAGAAGACACAAUGGCUAUGACAACACUUCAAGCUGAGACUCAUGUAGAUGUUAUGACUUUCAAACCUGGGCAGGUUUCAGAAGUUCAGACAAGUGUAGAGUCCACAAUACAGUCAACCUCGUAUCAGACUGAGAACAUACCAGAGAGUCAGAUAAAUGCAGAUAAGAUGGACAUAAAGACAGCAAAGCAAAUGGAUGAAGAUUCAUCAGACAGCAAACAAGACCAAAUUUCUUCUAGUAUAUAUACACCACCAGAGAACACUAUGCUCUCUGGUCAGUCAGCUACUGUUGGUGUAAGCAGCCAUGUUUCUGAUUCAUCUCCUGACGAGCAACACGCCAAUGUCCUUGCAUCAGAGUGCACAAGUAUUGCAAGUUCUCUGACCAGCAAAACACAGCUGGCGAGUGGUGAGACAGAAACAUAUCCAGUCAAAAGUGAACAAUUUCUUGCAGAAAAAGUAGAAGAUACAGAAGAGGAAGUUGAAGAAGAUGAGGCCAGUGAUUUGGGUAUGGAAAAAGGUGCCAGAGAGAUGUCUGAGAAAGAAUCCAAAGCUUCUUAUGAUGCGGUGGAUUCUAAAUCAAGUUUUGAAGAAUACUCUUUAAAUAAAAACCAGAAGGAGGAUGUUGUAUCAGUAGCUUCAAUAGAUCCUUUACAGGGAAAGACAGCUGAAUCACUCGUUAAAAUUUUGGGGGAGACAGUUACAACAGCUCUCACACAUGAAGUAGGAAUCACAGACAUUGAGCAGUCAAAGGAAAAGGAGAGCAGUGUUUCACAUCCUGAUCUAAGCAAGGCUAGUGAGCCUAAGCAAGAAUGUGAGUUAGAGAAGACCUCUGAUAAAAAAAUCGAGGGAGCAGGUGCUCAAACUGUUAUGUUAGAAACAACUCAGUCUUCGUCCUCUUCAUCCUACAGUUAUUCCUCUUCAACUUCUGCUUCAUAUUCUACAGGACUACACUUUGGUGAGGGACUUUCAGAGACCCCUAUUACUAUCCCCAGUGCUCAUUUGAGGACUGAUGCUGAUAGUCUAUCAUACGAGUACUCUUCAUUCAAAGAAGAGGAAUCGCUUGCAAUAGAUUCAUCCUAUUUAAGCUCUGGUGUACAGUCAAGAGAUGAAGCCAUGGACGUUUCUGAAAAGCUCAUAUCCGCAACAGCUGAGUCUGUAUCCAGUCUUGCAAGGUUUUCUCCACUCAGUCCAUUAGAGGAGACUAAGUCUUUCCUUCAAGACCAGGUAUCAUCAGCAGAGGAAAAGUCAGAGGAAGAAUUAGCAAGUAUUAGAUCAGACAAAGAUAAGCCUUCUGACCAAAAAGAUGUGUUAGCAAGUGACCCGCAGUGCUCAAAAGCACUGCAGCAGCUUGAAGUAGUUUCUGCUUCACCAGCCAUGUUUGAUAUUGCUCCACUAAAGAAAGCUGAUUCAUCAGGAAAAUACUCCCACGAAGAAUCCUCUGACAUUGAACAUGAAGAAGGGACUUUACCGUGUAGAAUUGAAUGUGACCGAGCAUCCCAUGAGCAGAAAGGCAUCACAGAGCCUGGAAAACAUGCUGAUGUCACCUCAAUCAUGCACUCUGCUCAGUCUAAUUUGGAGACACAAUCACCACAUUUGUCCGUAGAACAGUCAUCCAAUGGGCCAACGGAAGUUUGCACCGACUCCCAUGUAGAUUCAAGUAAAGUAAGUGAAGUUGACACCAUGUGCCUACCAGAGCCAAAGCAGGCAGAGGUGGAAAAAAAGAAAGAAGAGAAGAAAGAUCAUGUAAAGGAUCAUGACUUAGCUUGCGCUCCAAAGGAAUCAGAAGAUCAAGCAGAUCAGCAGAAGGAGAAAAAAGAAGAUUUGAAAGUAGAGGAGACAGUCCCAGGAAAAGAGAAGAUGGGUGUGGAGAAAGAGAGAAAAGAAGAUGAGCAGAGUAAGAUGGAAUUUAAAGAUAAAUCUCAAGAAAAUAAAGAGAGUGAAAUGGGUGAUUUCAUGAAAGAAGUAAAAGAUGAGUGCAAAGAGAAAGAACAGUUGGAAAAGGUCAAAGAAGACGUUGACUGCAAGGCUGAGGAGAGAAAGCAACCAGUGAAGGUAGACUUACCAGAAAAAGAUACUAAGAAAACAGAUGGAGAUGAGUCAAUUAAAAAAAGCACCUCAGUCUCUGAGAUGACUCAGGAGUCUACUUCAUGUUCAACUACUAUGCCUGACAGUACAGAGGAUAUGUCUAAACAUCAGCAAGAUGAGAAAGAAAAGAAAGAAAAGCUGGAAUAUGACAUAAAAGAGCAGAAAGAUCUAAUUGUAUCUCAUUCAAGUGAACAACAUUCUAAGCUGUCUAAAGAAUUAAAGGAAGAUUAUACCCGACCUUCUGAACUCAGCAUGGAUGCCAGCUCCUCGUACUCACCUUCACUAUACAAACAUCACAAAGGAGAACUUUCACCAUCAUUCAUUAAUCCAAGCCCACAUCACUUAUCAAGUGAGGAGGAAGAAGAGGAAGUAAAAAGCGAUUGCUCGAAGGAAGAUGAUUUUGACGAUGAACGUGAACAACAUUCUGUUAAAAGGAGAUCACACAAACAACAGCGCCAUCAUUCUCAUAGUCACCAUGGAGACAGCAAGGAAGCAAUCCAUGCUCCUGCUAGUGGUGUGGCAAGUGGACAUGGAGUAUCACUUGCAGGAGAAGAAACCCCUCCAACCUCUCUGAGUGAGUCUCUUCCUUCUCAGUCUGACUCAGAUGUACCACCCGAGACAGAGGAGUGUCCAUCCAUCACAGCCGAAGGAAACCUUGACUCCGAUGAGGAUGCAGAGCAUUUACCAGUGGACAAGAUGUCAGCUACUAGUGGAAGUGGAGGUGGUCUCCACUCAUCGUCUCCAAGAACCCAUGAUCCUCCACCUGCCCCAAUGAAAGACCCUGUCCCACAACCCCCCAAACCCGAUGUGUGCAUGGUAGACCCAGAAGCUGUUUUAAAUGGGCAAAGCCACACAGAGAAACCUAUGAAGAAAGAUCUUAAAACCAACAAAGGGUUGAGGAAAACUCUAGGGAAGCAAAAGUCUUCAUCUCCUGCACGUAAAGGUGAUGGAAGGAGCAGGAGGUCCACAACACCCGUAAAACAAGCAUCCAAGGACUCCUCGCCUCAUGCCUCUUCUAUAAAAAGGUUAGAUUCUGAGAAGACUCUUCGUGUGUCUCGAAUGUCUGAGACACAGGGUUCUAAGGGAGACAACUAUCCAGGAAAAGGGCUCGUCAAUGGUGUAAAGAGCAAUACAGGUUCGAACCAGAAGUCCACCUCUGGAGCUACCCCUGGAACACCUUUCUAUGUUGAUCUUGCCUACAUUCCAAAUCACUGCAGUGCUAAAAAUGUAGAUCAAGAAUUUUUCAAACGAGUGCGUGCUGCUUACUAUGUAGUGAGUGGAAAUGAUCCAGGCAGUGGGGAACCAAGUCGUGGAGUGCUGGAUGCACUGCUUGAAGGCAAAGCACAGUGGGGAACCAAUCUGCAGGUGACGCUGAUCCCUACCCAUGACACGGAGGUGACUCGUGACUGGUACCAGCAGACUCACAAGAAGCAACAAGAUCUGAACAUAAUGGUCUUGGCCAGUAGCAGCACAGUCGUUAUGCAAGAUGAGUCUUUCCCUGCCUGCAAAAUAGAAUUUUAGGCAUGCUUUACAUUUAGGGACACACAAUUUCCUCAUUAUUAAUUAAGACUAAUUAGGACAGUGUAUUCCUUACCAUCCACAGCAUUACAUCCUACUUACUGCCAUUUAUAGUUUGUAUCUUAGCCUGCAACAGAAGCAGAUCCUUGUGCUCCAAGGCCUUACUAAUAAGGUUUGGUUUAGAAUCCUGAUUUAUGUUCUGUGCUCUUUCAUUGGGUUUGAAAACCUAGGCAAAUACUGUGAGGUUAACGUUUGUCAUGGCAAACAUCUUCAGUUUGUUGUAUAUUCAGUUUAUUCCCAUAUUCCCAAUUAUAAUCUUUUACAGACAUGCUAACACUCAGAUGCCCUAAAUACGAAUUUAAAGCACAAAUUGGCCUUUGCAGUUUAUUACUAUGAAACAUCAACCCACUUGUUUCUUCAUUAUCAAAGUUAACAUGCUUUGUUACACAUUUAUUGUAACAUUAAUCUGGAAUGAAUAUAGGAUCCCGUAGAAGAUAUUUGUCAGCAGAAAUCAAAUCGUUUCAGACAACAAAACUAAGAAAAGGUCUGAGUAAGGUUUUAAAGAAGUGUAUAUACAGUACAGUAGAGCUUUCAGUAUCAAAGACUUAAAUCGUGCUAUGCUAAAAAGCCACAUACUCCAUACAUACCAGCAAAAACAAGCUAGCAGCCAGCCAAUAAACAAGCAAACAAAAAUGUCAACCAUUUGCAAGUGCCAAAUUAAAAUUCUAUAGUACCACAGCUAUUUGUGAACAGGGGGUUGUAGAUGUAUUAUGUACAUGACUUUAUGGCUUGGCACUGUAGAUGAGCAGCGGCUUUGUGGUAUUUGGCUGACUCAUAUAUACCUGUUACGGGUGAUGUAAAAAAAAAAAAGGGAAAGACAUAAAAAAAAUAAAUCUGUUAAGAAUUUAAAUCAGUUAACAGUGUAAAAGGGUUAUACAUUGGUUUAAUGCAUGAUGCUUGUGCAGCUUAGGUUUCUUUUAAGAAGGUGCAGUGUUUAAGGGUUUUGCUUUUAUAAUCAGCAAUUUGUGUAUUCCACAAAUGUACAUAAGAAUUAUACAUUAUUGCCAAUUUCAUCAUUUUCAUGAGCUCAGAAAUGUUUUUCAGUUCAGCAGUAGCUUCAGCACAAUGUUCUGAUUCUGAUCAUCCUUUUAAGGCAAAGGUUACAUAUUAACAUUGGUUUAAAUAGAGGUGGCAGUGAUUUAUGUAGCAGUACAUGUGACUGUGUAAAUGAUGGCUUGUAUAAAAGAAGUGAGCACUGUUUCACGUAUACACUAUUGAAAUGGAGAGCAUGGGCCCCUGUUGUGUGCCUUCUGCUGUAACCAUUUAGACAAAAUAAGGGUUUACAGAAUAAUGCAGAAACACUUUAAAUCACAUGGAAAAUGAACAGUACUUUGAAGCGUUAGCCAGAUUUUGAUGAGGAGGAAUUACAAGUCCUUAGUAGCCUUAUUACCAGAUGUACAGUGACACAUUAUGGACUAUUAUAAAGUAUAUCCCAAUCAAUGCAAAAUUAUAAAUAUUUCAUUAUUUUGCACAGAGAAAGAUUGCAACAUUUUUAAUGUGAAAAAGCCAUUAUAACAAAGGAGUAUGGGUAGAUAGAAUGCAUGUAAAUAUUACUUAAAUAACCUUGGGAUUAUUAGCUUAUUUUAAAUUAAAUAUAAAUAUUUGAGGACGGGGCACUUCUAAUAUUUACUGAAACUUGAAUAUAACAUAGUUGAUUGAAUCUAGUAUGGCAUCUUAAAAUGUAUGAUCAUGUAUAAUCAUGUGGGUCUGUUAUAUGGUUUUAAAGGCCAGUCUGUGUAUAUACAUUCAGUGAGUGAGCUGGAAGUCAUGAAUUGAGUUCAAAUAAUAUAAAAACCCUCGAGCAGCAUAACUAAUUUAAAUUAAUUUAAUUUUACUUAUAUUUAUCUGACAGCUUGAGUAUUACCUUUGUAUUUAGUGUUUUGCUGGGGUGAUAACCAUGUUUAUUUUUUUAAAAACACUAUAGAUAUGUCUCUUCAUCUCUAUGUUAAUGUAGACAUUAAAGUAAAUGCUUAUAGAGUCUUAAUUUUUGAAUUUGUAAAAAAAAAAAAAAAAAAAGCCAACAUUUUAAUUAUAUUUAUUAUUGUGGUAUUUACUAUAUGCAGAACAGACUGAGAUUAGGUCAGGGGCUGUGUAUGAAAGAUAUAAAUCUUAAUUCCUGUAAGAAAUUUUUUGCAGUUUUGUUAUAAGAUUCUACAUCCCUUUUUUUUUUGUGGAACAUUUUAUUGCCAGUGUCUUCAUUCAAAUGAAGCCAAGCAAACAUUACAGCACCUGGGAUCUCAAAAUGAAGAAUUAAAUUCAUGUCUUAAUUGUUUAUUUCAGACAUUUAUAAUAAUUAAUAAUUCAGUAUUAUAGACUGCAGAUGACACUGUAUUUUGUUUUAAUUGGUUAAUGUUUGUAUGGGAAUUUAUUUGGAUUUUUUUUCUAUAAGGUCCAAAGCAAUGAAAUUACCUCUGGUCCUGUUGACCUCAUAAAUGACAUGAGCCUAUAUGACUGAAACUGCUCUCUAAUCCCAACAUAAACGUAUAACUAUACACCAAUGACAAGAUGUAUUUUUGAUAGGUGAACUAUACGAAUGGGAUUCUGUACUGUAUGCUUAUAGAUAUGGAUAUGUUUUAAUAUUUGGCCUUAGGAACAAGUACUGUCUGAUCUCCUUGAUUAUGUAUGAUUGCUGUGCACAGACCACUGUGCAGUGUACUGUAUGCACUAACUUCAUAUUAUUGAAUGUAUAAGUUGCUUUGCUGGAUGUUGCUAGCAAAUAUGCAUAUGGUACAGUGACCUUUGAGUGAAAUGGUGACAAGACUGUGAUAAGUUAAUAUGUAAAACCAUAACUGCAGACUCAUUCAGAUAUUACUGAGUAACGAUGCAUUGUUCUCUCAGUACCUGAAGACUGAAAAUCGUACAAACUACAGGUUUUCUCCUCCUGAAUGACUUGAAUUGUACACGACAAAAUCUAAAGGGAAGAACCUCUCUGCUUACGUACACUUGCAGACACCAAUCAAAAUAGCAAUUGGCUACAAACAUUCUCUUGUGGGACAUUUUCAUUUUGGAGCAUUUUAUCAUGAGUGGAAUUUUACUUUGCAAAAAGCAAGAACAAACUUCAGAUAUAAGGUACCUAUUUUGUUUCAGGUCCAUACUCUAGAGUCCAUUCUCCGAAAUGAAUAGCUUUGUCUGCCCUUACAUCAUGCCAACGCAUCGAUUUCUGCAUGUGAUUUAUUAGUUAUAAUCCUGAAUGUACUUCUUUAAUAACUAAAACAAGAACACUAUUUUAAAAGGUAUAUUUGAACAAGCUAAUUGUCUUAAUAGUACUGAAAUAUGCAUAUUAUCGGGCUUUGCUUCUGUUUGCCCUAAGAUGUUGUUGAGAAGAUGCUGUGAUAGUUCCUGUUUUUUGCUGCUGUAUGUGUCUUAAUUCUGUUCCUCUUUAGUGCAAUAUAACAAAUGAGCUCUUUCAAUUCCAAACACACUUAGAUUUCUGCUUACUGUAAAACGGAACCAUCCUAGUCAUCAUGAAUA
Molecule: messenger RNA, 14754 nt
Organism: Tachysurus vachellii
Lineage: Eukaryota; Metazoa; Chordata; Actinopteri; Siluriformes; Bagridae
Gene: map1ab
Product: microtubule-associated protein 1Ab
Exons: 7
Coding region: 22-11226 (3734 amino acids)
Biological process (GO): regulation of microtubule depolymerization; microtubule cytoskeleton organization; dendrite development
Cellular component (GO): cytosol; microtubule; dendrite
Molecular function (GO): actin binding; microtubule binding
Source: RefSeq, a predicted model, not a curated record